Molecule: messenger RNA, 1191 nt
Organism: Thrips palmi
Lineage: Eukaryota; Metazoa; Arthropoda; Insecta; Thysanoptera; Thripidae
Product: sugar transporter SWEET1-like
Exons: 7
Coding region: 259-906 (215 amino acids)
Biological process (GO): carbohydrate transport
Cellular component (GO): membrane
Molecular function (GO): sugar transmembrane transporter activity
Source: RefSeq, a predicted model, not a curated record
CAGCAACAACAACAAACAUAAUCAAAAACAGCGGCUGCAAGUGGGGUGGGGAGACGUGAAAAUGCCGUAUGCUCUUGCCUCUCAACUUCCAGAAGAGGUACAAGCCCUUUCAAGGUGCAGUUAUCCAAGGCUUACAACCGCUGUCACGUCACUAGGGGAAUCGAAACCACAUCCUACAGAACGCUAUUGAAAAGUUAACUUCCCUCGUCUGUCUUUAAACUUGAGCGAUUGCAUUCAUAAAUAUUUUAAAUCACGACAAUGGCUUUGGCAGAAUAUAAAGAUACCUUGGCUACUUCAGCUUCAUUCAGCACAGUCCUAUUAUUUAUGACUGGCAUGUUUACAGCCAACAAAAUAAUGAAAAGGAAUAGUGUUGGCGACGACUCUUAUGUUCCAUUUAUCACUGGGUUCCUAUCGUGUAGCUUGUGGCUACGAUAUGGUAUCCUUAUAGAAGAUGCAACCAUCACCUUAGUAAACAGCGUUGGAGCAUUUCUUCAUAUCUCCUACUUAACUAUUUAUAUUUUCCACUCUAAAUCAAAGAUGGGAAUUUUAAGACAACAAAUUCCACCAAUGAUGUGCCUCUUAAUGGUGUUAUUUUACUCAUAUUACGGUGAAGAGAAUGUAGAUAUUGUGAAGUUUCAUGUGGGAGUGAUUGCAAGUGCUGUGACGAUUGCCUUCUUUGCUGCUCCUCUAACUAAACUGAUGCAUGUUAUUCGCUUUAGAAGUGUGGAAUGUCUACCAUUUCCUAUGAUUGUUGCAUCAUUUGCUGUUUCUGCUCAAUGGCUUUUGUACGGCAUCAUAUUGCAAGACCCUUUCAUAACGCUACCAAAUAGUCUUGGGUGCUUCUUGUCAAGUGUUCAGCUCACACUAUUCCUUAUCUACCCUGUGACAUCUGAUGGGACCAAAUAGCUAAAGGAAGUUAAAGAUGUUGAUCUAAUCCAGUGACUCUGGGCUGUUAUUGUGAUAAAUUUCUCUACAGCCUGAACAGUAUUUUCAAAAUGAAGAUGCAGAGAAAUAUUGGUGUGGUAUAUUUUUUCUUGCAGUAUUCUUUUGCAACAUUGCAGCAUUUGCCAUUUAGUAUUUCAUAAUUGCUCAUAAAUUUUACAUUUUUAUUAGAAAGUCAUGUUUUUAGAUUUUUAUGAUGGUUUCAGAGAAUAACUGCCUUCUCUUUUGUAUUAAAUGAAUUUAAGCCAU